Molecule: messenger RNA, 4107 nt
Organism: Geodia barretti
Lineage: Eukaryota; Metazoa; Porifera; Demospongiae; Tetractinellida; Geodiidae
Source: the annotation of a GenBank genome assembly
GCUUGCAAUGACACUAGACCCGGCUUUCCUUGCUGCCUUUCAGCUCAAUGUAUUCUCACAGAGAAGAGCAUCGUAACUGGGGAGCCCUAUUACCCAAGAGAUGUCCCACUUUUCUUACUCCAGAGUUUGUACGAUCUGUUGCUUCUAACCAGGUCCCUGUCCCCAUUCAACCCAGUAGUGUCUGCUGAUCUAUAUACCACCACCAGUCUUGGACUUCAGUCGCUAAUGACCAUUGGGGAGUACGGCGGGGAGAUGAACAAUUCUCUAACUGCCACGGCCACUGCAACCCUCUUCCCACGUUUGAGACUCAGCUACUUUGUAACACAGUGUUUCCAGCAUGUGUAUCUUGCAACGUCCACCCUCAGGGAAGAUGGAGGACUGCUGGGAUCUGAAGUCAUUGAGUUGAGUUCCGACAUUACAACUGUGAGACACAGGAUCCAGUCUGGAGUGUGGAAUGGUCCGCUGCUUGGCUACCACCAGGGCCAGGGCUACACAAUACGCAGGGCUAUUGGGCACUGGUACGAGAAUAUUUCUGACACUGAAGAGGAAGUUGCGUUCCGUGAUGCGUGCUCGGGAGUACACUGCAGCCGGACCUGUCCAGAGCAGAUUCUACUGGAAUCCAACAGCCAGAAAGAUGCCUGGUCUGUGGGCGUUCGGAUAGGAGUUGCUGCUGCAGUUCUUCUCAUUGCAGUCAGUAGCCUUGUGAUGAAGAUGUACUGCUGUCUAUGGUGGAGGUGUCUUCGUUGGAGGCAGAGGCACUUUCUGAGAAACAUCAAACACCAGAUGGACGAAGAGAAGCGGUACAGUGACUCGGUCUCUGUGACCACAGUAAAGAUUGAGUUUCCCAACUGCACUGACGAGAAUGCAAUAUCAGUGGCGUGCCUCGACCUGCACUACUACGUCAAUGUCCACUCGAGAUUCAAAGAGAAAGAGGAGAAAUACACUCACUCGCCAAUAACCCUCAACGACCUCAAACCAGAGAGCGAGCUGACUGCUGCAAGUCCAACAAAAUCCCUCGAUAUUGAAGUUUCCACGCAACGUGUACACAAAACCAGAGGCAAAUUGGGAACCGUAUUUGGAGUACGAAGAAAGAAGAUACUCAAAGGAAUAUCAGCUUACUUUAACCCAAAGGAACUAAUAGCGAUUAUGGGUCCUUCGGGAUGUGGAAAGACAACGUUCCUUGAUCUACUCACAGGACGCCGCAAAACAGGCUCAUUCUCCGGUGACAUUUUCAUCAAUGGAUUACCGAUUGAAAAGAAUCGUAACUGGUAUAUCAGCAACACGGGGUAUGUGCUACAGCUUGCAGCUCCUUACUAUGAGGAGCUGACGGUGAGAGAGAACCUGACUCUAGCAGCAUGGGUCAAGCUCCACAUCAGCAGCAGAGAGAAGUUCCAGAGAGUGGAGCAAGUCAUGGAAGUGACUGGUUUGAUGGAUCUAGCUGACACUGUUGUAGGAGGAGCUACAGGACCAGGACUGAGUGGCGGGCAGAAACGAAGACUUGUUGUAGCUCUGCAACUGCUGAAGCUACCCAGUGUCAUCUUCCUUGACGAACCCACCUCAGGAUUGGACUCAGCCUCUUCCGCUGAACUACUGACUCAUCUGAAUGCUCUGGCAGCCUCCAAUAGAACUGUAGUGCUCACCAUCCACCAGCCAAGACUGGAGAUAUUCCACAUGUUCCACAGAAUUGUUGUCCUCACAGAUGGAAAGGUGGCUUACCAUGGAGUCCCUGAAAAGGCGUAUGAGGUGUUUGUCAACUCUCUCCAGUCGAGCUACCUCAAACAGAACCUUGUCAUUCCGGACCUUGAGGACCACAACCCAGCAGAUGUCAUAAUGGACAUACUCGGUAACAAGGGCAUGAGAAAGAUGGUCAAUGAUUACUACGAGGACACGGGUGAGCAGAAGCUGGUGAGCAAGGCAAUUGCAAAGGCGUGGGUGAGGGAAAGAGGGUUCAGCGGUGACUCUAUUGACUUUGAUGGGGUGAAGGCAGGAACUGGAAAACCUAAUACACUGAGGUUGAUGUUGAGAGGGUCUCGACACACCGGUCGUACCCACAACAGUACUGUCCCCCGACUGGCUGCCCUGGAAGCAAGGGCCAUGACCAGAGCUUCCAUCUCUGCCAUCCUCUACCUACCCAUCAUCUUCUUCGGUUAUGGACUUCUCCUUGGUACAGUAUACUACCAGACCACAACACCGAUCCUGAUAGUCUCAGGAUUCUGUGUCUACUCUGUGGCCAGUGCACUCUUCAUGUUCCCGGCCAUCUACAGCUACCUGUCCCGUGCCCUCACCAUCUACUCUUUUGAGAGAGCAGAUGGAGCAGGUCGUGCAGCGGACCUCAUCAUCCAGAGCUUCGUGCGCUUCACGUCCAUGGCCUUCUUCCCCGUCAUUGUCUGUGCCGGCAUUCUCUACAUGCUGUUGAUUGACGUCCUCCAGUGGGACCUGAUGGAAUUUCUGCAAGUGGCUCUGGUGAACAUUGCCCUCAACCAGGUCUGGACCGCCCUGCUCAUCUGGCUCAUCGUGACCUUCCCUCGCAAGUCCUUUCGUCUCUCUCCGGUCCUCUCGGCCGUGGCUGGCUUCACUAGUGGUUUCUUUAUCCCUAUCAGUCACAUUCCCUCGUGUUACCGCUGGCUGACUUUCAUCAACCCCAACUACUAUGGGUUUUCAGCCUCAGCAGUCAUACUGCUCUCUGACUUUGAGAGUGACUGUGAGAGAGAUGGUGGCUCAGAACUAGAGUGCUACACCACUUCAGGGAAAUACAUUUUGGACUCUUUUGACUUCGCAGACAUAAACCCUUAUGCAAAUAUUGUGAUGCUGGUGAGCAUGACCGUGUUCUGUCUCCUGGCGGCGGUGGCAAGCAACUGGCUCAGAUUCAGCGACAGCAAAGUCCUCUCCAAUAUCAAAAUCGUGUUGGGACAAACGCUACAGAAUUCAGAUCAGACAGAUUUCCCCGAAUUUUACCGCUCGCUGGACAGCGACGAUGAAAACUCAGAUGAUGAAGAGGCAACUGAAAAUGGCCAUUGCGUGGAUACAAAACCAGAAGAAGAGCCAACUCACGAUACGCAACCACUGAGACAUGCUGUUGCCAAUGUGUACGAGCUCCCCCAGCACCUGACUGGGAACGGAGAAGUGACUUCGUCGGGGACGCAGCUACGCUCCGAGAGCAAGAGAAAGAGCAUAAAGGCAAAGAGGGACCAUCGCCGGGCCCUCUACCUGGACGAGGGGCAGGCACACACCGUCUGGAAGCCAAAGCGGUUUGCAAGGAAGGUCCACGUGGCGGUCGGGAUGAGCACUGCGAUGUUAGAAAUGGAGAAACACAGACAGGAUUUGCAUGAGCGGCAGCAGAAGCUUCUGAGCCGGGUCCAGGCCACUCGAGAGGUGCUGAAGGUGCAGAGAGAGGAGUUGGCGAACCUGGAGGAGGACGUGGCAGAUGUGGAGGACUGGGGGAUUGGCGGACCAGGUGGUGGGAGGAGGGGCGACAAGAGACGGUGGAGGAGCGUCAUCACACGUGUGAACGACGAUGUGCAGCAGAGAGAGAGACACAACAGGAAGAAGCGCUCAAUGUACUUCCACGACACCGUCUCGCAGUACGUGGCCGCCAUGACAAAGUACUCACCGCAGGGCGAAACGGGAGCGCUGCCGACACGCGACGCGCAUAAAAAGCGAGCGCCUUCUUCCCAUUCGCUGAAAGUAACGCCACUACGUACGGGGGUUGUCCCUCUUCGUCAGUGGACAAGUCUGUUGUUUGAAGACCAUCACAGGAUCACAGAGAAAACCGUUGAACAAAACCACGAGAACUACACCUACGAAGAGCGCCGACUGACUACAAACUGUAACGGAGCUUCCAGUGAUCUCAACGUGAACCGUCCCACAUCUUCAGAAGGGGACCUGCCUGGAGAGAAAAAGGAACCCCUCUCCAAACAGUUGUCCCUGGGACCUGACAUACCGUGAUCCACGUUAUAACAGGCAGAGAAGAUCUUACUGUGGUUGUAGAGUGUAUUUUGAAUUUCCACCCAUUUUUUUUUAUUGAGAGUGUAUAAAACCUAUUAUGUAUAGACUAUAGACUGAAGAAUUUCAAAUGUUGCAUAACUGCACUUUAUUAUACAAAAUUUG